AUGAACAAGAGGGGCUUUGAUAGCAAUGCCACAGGGGCGCGCGCGCUCCUCCGCCACUCUAUACCUUUCUCCCCCGGCAGGCUCUCGGUCGGCCGUAGGCAGAGGCGGCGGGUAGGGAGUCGGCCUGUCCGCUCCUCACCCUGCGGGCGGCCCGGGCGGCCUCUGCGGCCGGCGCGCGAGCCCUUUAAGAGCUCCACCAGCCGAGCUGCAUCCCCGGGAGAAGCCAAGAAGGUAAAUAGCAGCUGCUGUGCUCGAGCCUGGGAAAACCCCGCCCCCUGCGCCUGGCCUGGGCUCAUUGGCGCGCGCUGCGUGUGGGGUGUGUGUGCAUGUGUGUGUGCGUGCGUGUGUGUGUGUGUGUCCGGGGGCCCCCCCUCCUCCGGCCCGGGCGAGCCAAGAAUCCGUGGGGGUGGCGGGUCGGGAGCCGGGCCCCGCGCUAACCUCCCCUCCUCCCCCAGCCCCCGGCCAAGGUCAGCCCUUCCGGGCAGGAGAGCGCUCGCCCCAGGGUGGCGAGCUGGGAAUUCGUCCCAACACCCGCCCUCCUCCCACCACCACCACCACCACCACCACCCCCAGCCAGCCUGGACUCCGAUCUUGGGGUUUGAGCGCGGCCGAAACCUCCUCGGCGACUGCGGCGGGGGUGGAGUGGGGGGAGGGACCCGGGUGGCCGCCGCGGUCACGAGAUGCCUGACCGCACUUAGGAAGCGGCCGGGUCAGCCUCCUGCCUCCGCUCAGCGGCUGCGGUUACAGAGGCUUCGCGCCGCCCGCCCGCCCGCCCCUUCCCCGGCUCCCUCGCUGCGUCCAGGAGGCCGCCGGCGGACGGCGGGGACGAGACGGGCGGCUGCGUGCUGCCGGCUGGCCGGGCCGCGCGCCGGGAGGAGUCGCCGCGGCCGCCGCCGGGUGCCACGUGGCGGGCGCCGGGCCGGGAGCGCCAGGGCUCUGGCGGCGGCCUCCCUGGGGGAUUUGCCGCACGGCGCGGGCGAUCUGGUCCCGGAUGAGAUGAAGUGGUUCGUUGACUGCACGACCUUGGCCUGGACCAAUGGGGUAGGACUCUCCUUUCAUAUUCUAAACAGAUGGGAAGGUGGUGAUGACAGAGAAUUCCCGGGUGCCUUUUCAACAGUGAGGUUUUCCUGGGUUCUUGAAACCCUCUUGGUGAAAGCCUGCCAGGGUUGCUGCCUUGCCAAGAGCUAUCCUGGUAGGGUGAUUGAAAGAGCUUUGACCCUUUCAGACUCCGUGAGAAAAAUGAAGCCCAAGAGAGAAGAGACGUGUUUGCCUUUCCUCCGGGGCGGCAGCCAGCUCCUUGCAGCUGGGAGUGUCCAGAGAUACUUUCGACAUUCCAGGCAUCCUGUGCCUGCAUGUUCAUCUGUGGGUGCUUCCUGGCGACACCACACCUGAGCUAGAAUAAGAGUCUUGGAACUCAUCACAGAAUUCCCGAGCAGAGCUUCUCAUCAGCUGAACAGUCCCUGAAAAGGAGUUGGAAUUUCUUCUUCUAUAUGCCCCUUUAUGUCCAGCAGGUGUCUAAUAAAUAU
Messenger RNA from Onychomys torridus (southern grasshopper mouse), 1526 nucleotides. Its product is annotated as translation initiation factor IF-2-like. Bases 1 to 1392 code for a protein of 463 amino acids. The transcript is spliced from 7 exons. The record is from RefSeq and is a predicted model, not a curated record. Lineage: Eukaryota; Metazoa; Chordata; Mammalia; Rodentia; Cricetidae.